Messenger RNA from Daphnia pulicaria, 540 nucleotides. RefSeq names its product 60S acidic ribosomal protein P1-like (gene RpLP1). The coding region runs from base 111 to 458 and encodes 115 amino acids. Gene Ontology annotation, biological process: translational elongation; cytoplasmic translation. The transcript has 4 exons. Gene Ontology annotation, cellular component: cytosolic large ribosomal subunit; ribosome. Gene Ontology annotation, molecular function: protein kinase activator activity; ribonucleoprotein complex binding; structural constituent of ribosome. NCBI's taxonomy places the organism in Eukaryota, Metazoa, Arthropoda, Branchiopoda, Diplostraca, Daphniidae. The record is from RefSeq and is a predicted model, not a curated record.
AAAAUAGCUUCUUUCAGUUCCAUUCUUUUGCUUGUCCUCGUUUCGAGCUAAGGCCUUCCUUGUGGCGACUUGCAUUUAUCUGUUAACAUCCGUUCAGAAACUUCAUCGAAAUGGCUGAUCAAAGCAGAGACGAAUUGGCUUGUGUCUACGCUGCUCUCGUUCUUUUGGACGAUGAUGUAGCCAUCACGGCUGAAAAGAUCCAAACGAUCUUGAAAGCUGCCGAUGUUAAGGUAGAACCAUACUGGCCUGGUUUGUUCGCUAAGGCUUUGGAUGGUCUUAACCUUAAGAGCAUGAUCACCAACGUCGGCUCAGGAGUUGGUGCCGCCCCAGCAGCUGGAGCUGCUGCCGCAGCCCCUGCUGCUGCCGCCCCAGCAGCCAAAGAGGAAAAGAAGGAGGAGAAGAAGAAGGAAGAGUCCGAAGAGGAGGAUGAUGACAUGGGCUUUGGUUUGUUCGACUAAAGGGAAUUCAAUCCACUUCUGUUUUGUGUCAAGUCAUGGGCCAAUUUUGUGUCUUGUGCAAAUACAUCAGGAGUUCCAUAAA